AUGACUUCACCGCCCUCCUCGCUACACUCCAUUCCUCCUCCGAUCCCCGUCGACACCCACCCUAACCGAGUGCCCGGAUCUCAGUCUCCUGACCGAGAGGAACAGGGCCAGCCCGAUCCCAAUCGGCUGGCGCCGGAGGAUGCAUACUUUGCGCCGUCUCUAUCGAGGGCGCAGUCGGCGCCCGCAAACUAUGACGAUUCUCUGCGAUCUCUGAACGGCAAUGGCACAGCCCCCGUAGGCAACGUGGCGGGGUUGCGGCCUCCGCGCGGAGUGCUCGGUGUGGAUCCCAAUCGGAAGGAUGUUCGUAAGCUGCGAGGGCCCGGUGGACGCCGCAGACGAAAAGGCGCUUGGAAGAAAUUACUUUGGGUCAAACAGUCUUACCCGGAUAACUACACCGACACCGAAACGUUUCUGGACCACCUCCAGCGGAAUCCCCGAGUUCGUCCGUACGACUUCUGGCCUCUUGUCUCCGACUCGACUGUCAUCGUGCAGCAUGUGUGCUCCGUGGUCAUUUUCGUUUGCUGCUUCGUUGGAAUCGUCCAGGAUCGAGUGAGCCCCGUGUCAAUCGUCUGCUGGGGCAGUGUCGGUACCGUGAUGGGCUGGAUUCUUUGGGAUAACUGGGUUUGGAAGGAGCAGGCAUAUCCUCUUAUGACAGCACAUGACAACGUCGGGGGUGAUGAUGGGUCCAGUUCCGGCUCGCUGACCAGUGCAGCCGUUCCACCGGGCAAUGACGCCCAGCCCAAUGGCACAAAGGCCAGCACCAUCCACGGGCUCGGGCUAACUAUGGCUGGUAAUGACUCGAAGGAGAAUCUACCGUGUCGAGAACCCGAUUUCAGUGGGAAGUCAGACGAAACAGCAGACUCGGCGGCCCAGACCUCGGUUCCUUCUGCGUCGGCCGCCGGCAUCGUCGACAACGCAGAUACGCCGAUGCCCCAGGAUACCAAUCGGUCCUCGUUAUUUUCUUCACGCAACCGCCAACGCCUAUCGACAGUCAAGUCGGCAUUUUUGAUCUACUUCUCCUUGCUGGGACUGAGUCCUAUCCUGAAAUCCUUGACUAAAUCCACUGCGAGCGACUCCAUCUGGGCCAUGAGCUGCUGGCUUCUCAUCAUGAACAUAUUCUCCUUUGACUACGGAAGCGGGGAGGGCGCCGGCGCUACCAACUUCCCUGCCUCUCUUUCCACAAAUGCGGCCGUGAUGGCAUCCACCGUGCUGGCGUCCCGUCUGCCGUCUACGACCCAUGUAUUCAGCCUGAUGCUGUUCUCCAUGGAGAUUUUUGGGCUCUUCCCGAUCUUCCGGCGCCAGCUACGCCAGAAAUCCUGGACGGGCCAUGUCCUGCUGACCCUAGCACUGGUGAUCGUGGCCGGAGGCGCAGUCGGAGUCACACUAAGUGGCGGGUGGGCAGCGGCCAUCAUCGGUUCGGUUCUGGGCAGUAUCUUGACUGCAUUGGCGAUGGGCGGCUGCAGCUGGUGGCUCAUCAGCUUGCAGAAAUACAAGAACGUCGUCAUUGGGCCCUGGGAUCCGGCUCGACCCAUCAUCCGACGGCAUUGGAAUUGA
Molecule: messenger RNA, 1554 nt
Organism: Penicillium alfredii
Lineage: Eukaryota; Fungi; Ascomycota; Eurotiomycetes; Eurotiales; Aspergillaceae
Gene: pigc
Product: phosphatidylinositol N-acetylglucosaminyltransferase
Exons: 2
Coding region: 1-1554 (517 amino acids)
Biological process (GO): GPI anchor biosynthetic process
Cellular component (GO): glycosylphosphatidylinositol-N-acetylglucosaminyltransferase (GPI-GnT) complex; membrane
Source: RefSeq, a predicted model, not a curated record